Molecule: messenger RNA, 1610 nt
Organism: Rosa rugosa (rugosa rose)
Lineage: Eukaryota; Viridiplantae; Streptophyta; Magnoliopsida; Rosales; Rosaceae
Product: UDP-glycosyltransferase 88F3-like
Exons: 1
Coding region: 86-1480 (464 amino acids)
Molecular function (GO): UDP-glycosyltransferase activity
Source: RefSeq, a predicted model, not a curated record
ACCCACCCAAGUCUUCCCCUAUCUGUUCAGAACAUAAGACUCUCCCUGAUCCUCUCUCUCUCUCUCUUUCUGUUUAGGAUCAACAAUGGCGGAAAUGAAACAAAGCAUAGUGCUAUAUCCAGCAUCACCUGGAUCGCACUACUUGGGUUCCACAGUCGAACUAGGAAAGCUCAUCUCCCAACGCCACCCCAACUUCUCCAUCACAGUCUUGGUCGAUACAUCUUCCCCUAAAGCUCUAGCCAAUUCCUCAUACAUCAACCAUCUUCUCUCUUCUGAUCAAACCUCCAUCUCCUUCUUCACUCUCCCCUCCCUCAAUCUCCCCCACCCCGACGCCCAAACCAGACCCGAAUUCUUCUUAACUGUCCCCAAUGUCGUCCAAGCCCUCAAGACAAUAUCUCUCACUUCCAAAGUCCUCGCCUUCAUCACGUCAGCAGUGCAACACCCUUACGACCCGGAAAUCCCAACUUACUAUUACUUCCCCUCUUGCGCCUCUGCUCUUGCUCUGUUUCUGUACCUCCCCACUAUCCAUGAUCAAAUGCCGGAGAGCUUCAAGGACCUAAACGACGACGUUGUGGAGUUUCCGGGAUUGCCAGCGCUCCGAGGCUCGCAAAUGCCGGUUUCUAUUCUCGACCGCAACGAGGCUGCAUAUGAUCACUAUCUCCAUAUUGCUUCCUGUCUUCCAAAAGCGAAGGGAAUUAUAAUAAACACCAUCCAAGAACUUGAGCCUCGAGCAAUCAAGGCCAUAAAGGAAGGUAUUUGUGUUCCUAAUCAUCGAACCCCGCCGUUAUAUCACAUCGGACCGUUCAUUUCCGACUCUGAAAAUAGGUCGAUCCAAGGCGGUUCGCCUAUGCCAACUAACUGUUCCACGUUGUUAUGGCUGGAUGAGCAGCCGAGCCGGAGUGUGGUGUUCUUGUGCUUUGGAAGCAGAGGUACGUUUUCUGAAGAGCAGUUUAAGGAAUUGGCUAUAGGCUUGGAGAGAAGCAAGUUGAGAUUUUUGUGGGUUGUGAGGAAUCAGCUGGAUUUGGAGGUACUGCUACCACAAGGGUUCUUGGAGAGGACCAAAGAUAGAGGUCUUGUAGUCACGUCUUGGGCGCCACAGGUUGCUAUUCUAAGUCAUGAAUCUGUGGGUGGGUUUGUGACUCACUGUGGGUGGAACUCCAUCACUGAAGCAGUGACUUAUGGAGUGCCUAUGGUGGCUUGGCCUUUGUAUUCCGAGCAGGAAGUGAACAGUGUGGUGUUGGUGGAGGAAAUGAAGCUGGCAAUACCGAUAUUUGAGGUGCUGUCCAAGUCAAAACAAGGGUUGGUGAGUGCAGAUGAGGUGGAGAAGAAGGUGUUGAGGUUGAUGGACAUGGAGUCGGAAGAAGGGAAAAGUCUAAGAGAAAGGUGUCAAGCUGUCAAGGCAAUGGGUUUGGCUGCUUGGAGAAAUGGUGGCUCAUCCUUCACUGCUUUUUCAGAGCUGGUAAGUUCUUGGAUGCACUAAAGAAAACAAAAUUAUGUACUAUGGAAACCAAUCUAUGCAAGUCUAUUACUUUUUUGUAACACAAUAAUCACCAGUUAUCAAAUACAAGUCAUUUAAAAUUUAUGAUGAUCAACCAGAAAUGCUUGAUGAU